GUGGACGACAACAGAAAAAAAAGAAAGAAAAAAUGAGAAAGCAAAAUUGGCUGUUAGGAACGGGAAGAAGAAAGAAAAAUAGAACUCCAAAAGAAAGGAAGAAAGAAAAUGAUGAGGCAGUAUUCUUUGAGUCUCAUCCCUCAGGCUUCUUUGCCUUGCUUUUCUCCCCAUCACGCCAGGAAUAGCGUUAUUAUCAAGAGCACAUUUACAUCGCCAAAGUUCCUUUCUAGUUUCCAUGUUGCACCAUCAGCUCAUCACAUUACCAAGCAACAUAGCCACAACAAGAAGCAGCAAACAAUAUGCAGCAGCAGCAGAAUUCUGCAUAUCUCAAAGGCUAAUGAUGAGGGCUUCUUCAACAGCAGCAGCAGCAGCAACUUGUCCAUUCAACUUGGGGCACUUGUGGCCAUUCUUGUGCAGCCAGGAGCGGCAUAUGCAGUUACAGGGGUGAAUAAUGAGGAAGAUCUUACCUGGACUUUGAUCCAAGUAGCCAUUGUUGCCUUUUGGUACUUCAUUAUCAUGCCUCCUGUCAUAAUGAACUGGCUGAGGAUAAGGUGGUACAGAAGAAAACUGCUGGAAAUGUAUCUGCAGUUCAUGUUUGUCUUCCUCUUCUUCCCAGGGGUAAUGUUAUGGGCGCCAUUUCUCAACUUCAGGAAGUUCCCAAGAGAUCCAUCAAUGAAGUACCCUUGGUCUAAACCUGAAAAUCCUUCCCAAAUCAAGAACGAUUACCUCAAGUACCCUUUUGCCUCUCCUGAAGAUUAUGAAUAACAGAGAAAAGAAAACAACAAAGACGGACCUGAGAUCAACCUCUUCCUCUUUUAUUGAUUCACUCACUGAUUAUAUGUUUUAAACUAAAUAUAAUUUCUUUUACCCAUUGAUCGUUGCUCUAAGCAUAUGUACAACGCACUGCAGUAUCCACUUCCACCAGAAACAAAAGAUACAGAGUAUCCACUCACUUAAUGCAAGAUUAGCCCAGCAUUAGGAUUCGACUACUGUUAUUACAUAGAUGCUAGAUGCGCCUUCGGGACCGAUUUCUACG
Linum tenue is the source of this 1036-nucleotide messenger RNA. The record is from the annotation of a GenBank genome assembly. NCBI's taxonomy places the organism in Eukaryota, Viridiplantae, Streptophyta, Magnoliopsida, Malpighiales, Linaceae.